Messenger RNA from Acanthamoeba castellanii str. Neff, 561 nucleotides. RefSeq names its product response regulator receiver domain containing protein. The transcript is spliced from 4 exons. Lineage: Eukaryota; Discosea; Longamoebia; Acanthamoebidae. Gene Ontology annotation, biological process: phosphorelay signal transduction system. The record is from RefSeq and is a predicted model, not a curated record. The coding region runs from base 1 to 561 and encodes 186 amino acids.
AUGUCGCGCCUCCUCCAACAGCGACUCGGCUACCAGGUCUUUGUCGCCUCCACCGUCAAGGACGCCCUCGACGUGGCGGAGCGGGAGCAGGGCAAGUUCGAUCUGGUGAUCAGCGACAUCGGUCUGCCAGACGGCACCGGCCUCCAAUUGAUGAAAGUGCUCAGAGAGAACUAUCGUCUCAAGGGCAUUGCGCUGUCGGGCUAUGGCAUGGAGGAGGACGUGAAGCGAAGCAAGACGGCCGGGUUCGAGGUCCACCUCACGAAGCCGGUCAACUUCUCCUCGCUCACGGCCGCCAUCCACCGGCUCUUCUUCUUCAUCCUCCGCCUCUUCGCAAUCCUCUCCCGCAUCUCCACGCCGCACGGCCUAUCUCUCUUCAGCCGCUUCUUCUUCAUCAUCGGGUCCUUCAUCUUCAUCUUCUUCUGCGCCGUCGUCGGCGCCCUCUUCGCCACCGGCCGCUCCGCCAUCGUCGCCUCGUCUCACCCACCGCGAGAAGCCACGCCAAGACUCACCCGAGUGAACUUCAAGUUGUGGCUUGGCCAACGUGUACAGAAUACCACUUAA